Molecule: messenger RNA, 984 nt
Organism: Mauremys reevesii (Reeves's turtle)
Lineage: Eukaryota; Metazoa; Chordata; Testudines; Geoemydidae
Product: olfactory receptor 11A1-like
Exons: 1
Coding region: 1-984 (327 amino acids)
Biological process (GO): G protein-coupled receptor signaling pathway
Cellular component (GO): membrane
Molecular function (GO): olfactory receptor activity; G protein-coupled receptor activity
Source: RefSeq, a predicted model, not a curated record
AUGGUAAACACUAAAUGGAGAAAUCAAACGUCCAUCACAGAAUUCAUCCUACUGGGAUUCGGGAGUCUCCAGGAACUGCAGACCCCUCUCUUCCUGCUGUUCCUGAUGAUCUACAUUGUGACUAUGGCUGGGAACAUCCUCAUCAUUGCAUUAAUUGUGACUGAUCAGAAUCUUCACACCCCCAUGUACUUCUUUUUGGGGAAUUUGUCCUGCUUGGAGACCUGCUACACCUCCACCAUCCUGCCUAGGAUGCUGGCCGGUCUCCUGACAAGGGACAGAACCAUCUCUAUUGCUGGCUGUUUUGUACAAUAUUAUUUCUUUGGUUGCCUUGCAGGUUCAGAAUGUUAUCUCCUAGCAGCAAUGUCCUAUGAUCGGUAUUUAGCAAUAUGUAAACCUUUGCAUUAUACAAUGAUGAUGAAUGGCAGAUUUUGCUUACUUCUCAUUACUGUCUCCUGGAUAAUCUGCUUUGUAAUUAAUUCCAUAAUUAUAUUUUUGCUGUCCCAUUUGAUUUUCUGUGGCCCCAAUGAAAUUGACCAUUUCUUUUGUGAUUUGACCCCGUUGAUAAAUGUUUCCUGCAGUGACACUGAACGGAUAGAACUUCUGGCUUUCAUACUGUCCUCCCUAAUAGCACUGGGCCCUUUUCUAUUAACCCUGACUUCCUACAUGUGCAUCAUCGCCACUAUCGUGAGAAUCCCUUCCGCAUCCAGGAGGCACAAGGCAUUUUCCACCUGCUCCUCUCACCUUAUUGUGGUGACCAUCUUCUAUGGGACCCUGAUUCUUGUUUAUCUGUUACCAAAAACCCACACACUGAGAGACCUAAAUAAACUAUUCUCACUUUUCUACACUGUCCUGACUCCCCUGGCCAAUCCACUCAUCUACAGCCUGAGAAACAAGGAAGUUAGCAAGGCUUUAAGCAAAGGUGUUAGAGAAUUUACUGAUUUCUUUGGAAGGCAGACACUCCAUUACUGCUUUAGAUUAAAAUAA